Molecule: messenger RNA, 1266 nt
Organism: Papilio machaon (common yellow swallowtail)
Lineage: Eukaryota; Metazoa; Arthropoda; Insecta; Lepidoptera; Papilionidae
Product: lipase 3-like
Exons: 8
Coding region: 70-1266 (398 amino acids)
Biological process (GO): lipid metabolic process
Molecular function (GO): hydrolase activity, acting on ester bonds
Source: RefSeq, a predicted model, not a curated record
AAUUAAAAAAAAACAUUUUUUGAGUCAGUUUUUUUUUUUUAGAAAAAAUAGGACUGUGAUAUUAUCGAUAUGAGUGCAAUGCGUUAUAUUGUUACGUUGUGCAGCGUAUUGAUUAUCGUCGGAGAUGCGCAGUUGUUAAGAAAAGAAGCUUACGAAACUGUGCCUCAACUGAUCAGCUCAGCGGGCUACCCUGUGGAGCGACAUCGCACGACCACAGCCGACGGGUACGUCCUACAGCUCCAUCGCAUCCCAGCGGGCAGGCGCAGCGCUCGGCGUAGUGGAGGCAAGGGCAAGCGCGCUGUGCUUAUAAUGCAUGGCCUUCUCGGACACAGUGGGGACUUCGUCAUCAUGGGCCCCGAGAGGAGCAUCGGUUAUAUCCUAGCAGACGCGGGCUAUGACGUGUGGCUGGGAAACCUGAGAGGCACCACAUAUAGUACACAUCUUAACCUUACCAGGGAUGACCCAAAAUUUUGGGAGUUCAGUUUCCAUGAGCACGGCAAGUACGACAUACCGGCACAGAUAGACAAGGUGCUGGCGGUCACCGGUCUACCCAAGCUGCUGUACGUCGGGUACUCCAUGGGCACAACCAGCUUCUUUACCAUGAUGUCCCAGCGGCCGGAGUACAACGACAAAGUUAUUGCUUUCGUCGCACUCGCUCCCGCCGUUUUCUUGGAUAACAUGCGUCCGCUUGCUGAACUACUGCUCAAGACUUGGAACCUCCCGCAAUCAAUGCGGAAUCAGGGCAUGGUAUCGAUGACAUUCCGCCAAGAGCUCCGCGAGUUAGUGUUAAGCAGCGUGUGCCGCGUGCGAUCACCCGAGGACGACAUGUGCAUGCGUCUCGUUUACGCGAUCGUCGGCGAGGACUACGAGCAGAACGACUGGGACAUGAUGUCUGUGAUACUGGCGAGAUUCCAGCCGGCAUCAUGGAGACAGCUUGAACAUUUCGGCAAAAUUGCCAUAACUGGUGUUUUCACAUCAUGGGAAGACGGCUUAAAGGGCGAAGUGAAGCCGUACAACCUCUCCAACGUGAAGGUUCCUGUUUCACUCCUGUACGGAGAGAAUGAUCAGCUGACUGAGAAAUCUCAAAUUAUGAAGCUAGCCAAAGAGUUAAACAACAGUGGUGUGCUCGAAGAGGUCCGGCCGGGUUGUGAUUGGCCCAAGUUCAACCAUUUGGAUUUUGUAUUCGCCAAGGACCUGGGCAAACUGUUAAACCGACCGUUAGUCAAGCACAUAGACUAUAUGUACAAUAAAUAUGGAUUUUCAUAA